AUGGAGAUAUCAAAAAACAACAAUUUUCCAUUAGAAUUGAAAGACGUUGAACCAGAAACGGCGAAAUUAUUAAUGAAAUAUUUCACUGGUGAGCACACUGGCUUCGUCCGCGUUGGUCCCAAGGGCUACUUCCUCCCUCACAAGUACAAGCUAGAGGCUUCCAACAUUUACAACAUGGAGGUCAGACCCAGUGACAUCUUCGUUGACAGCUAUCCACGAUCAGGCACGACGUGGACUCAAGAACUAGUUUGGAUGGUGGCAAACGAUUUAGAUUAUGAAACGUCUUACGCUAUACCCUUGACCGAGAGGUAUCAAUUUCUAGAAUUUUCAGUUUUUUUCCAUCCUGUUAUGAAAAAACGCUUCUAUAUGGAAAAUUGUGACAGCGCGAGGAAAUUAAAACUGCUAGAAUUGGUAUCAAAGCCGGCAACAGAGCAGCUGGCUCUUAUGCCCUCGCCUCGCUUCAUCAAGACUCAUCUGCCUCUCUCUCUUCUGCCACCAACACUGUUGGACACAGCUAAGGUCGUUUAUGUGGCACGGGAUCCUAGAGAUGUAGCGGUUUCAUUUUACCAUCUCAAUAGGUCUAUGAGAACGCAAGGAUACGUUGAUGACUUCAAAAACUACUGGAAUUUCUUCAUUAAUGACUUACACCAUUGGACGCCAUAUUUUGAGCACCUGAAAGAAUCGUGGGAGAAGAGACAUCACCCGAACAUGUUAUUCCUGUUUUACGAAGAACUCUCCAAGGACCUGCCGACAGCAAUACGUCGAGUCGCGGACUUCCUGGGCAAGACCUACACCACAGAGCAAAUUGACAAACUAUGCGACCAUCUCAACAUCGAUAACUUUAAGAAUAAUAAAUCGGUCAACUAUGACUUGAUGCGAGAACUGGGAAUUCUAAUAUCAAAUGAACAGUCUUUUAUUAGAAAAGGUAAAGCCGGUGGCUGGCGAGAUUAUUUCGAUGAAGAAAUGACAAUUCAAGCUGACAAAUGGAUGGCAAAAAAUCUACGCGAUACAGACUUGCGUUUUCCGCAUUUACAAGAGUGA
Molecule: messenger RNA, 1041 nt
Organism: Parnassius mnemosyne (clouded apollo)
Lineage: Eukaryota; Metazoa; Arthropoda; Insecta; Lepidoptera; Papilionidae
Source: the annotation of a GenBank genome assembly